This is a messenger RNA of Colossoma macropomum (tambaqui), 4185 nucleotides long. It is a transcript of the gene prss12, whose product is annotated as serine protease 12. Gene Ontology annotation, biological process: proteolysis. The transcript is spliced from 13 exons. Gene Ontology annotation, molecular function: serine-type endopeptidase activity. Lineage: Eukaryota; Metazoa; Chordata; Actinopteri; Characiformes; Serrasalmidae. The record is from RefSeq and is a predicted model, not a curated record. Gene Ontology annotation, cellular component: membrane. Bases 1 to 2505 code for a protein of 834 amino acids.
AUGACUCCUCUUCUCUCCGCCGCGUGCCUGCUGCUCCUCGCCGUCUCGCGCUCCUGUCUGUGCCGUGACGGCUCUUCCUCCUCCUCCUCCUCCUCCUCCUCCUUCGUGCCCCCGUUCGCGGACUGCGCUCACAGCAGAGGGAGGGCCGGACACUACCGGGGCUCCAUCGACGUUACCGAGUCUGGCGCGAGGUGCAUGAACUGGACCGAGGUGUCCGGCGUGUCCGCGCGCUAUCCGGGCAGAGGGCUCGGAGAGCACAACUACUGCCGGAACCCGGACGGCAGGAUACGGCCGUGGUGCUUCUUCAGGAACGGACGGGGACGCAUCGACUGGGGCUACUGCGACUGCAAACAAGGCUCGGUGCGACUGCAGGGCGGAAGGUCUAAGCUUGAUGGAACAGUUGAGGUGUAUUUGAAUGGCGUGUGGGGGACGAUCUGUAGCAACGACUGGGAUGAUAGAGACGCCGCUGUGGUGUGUCGACAGCUUGGACAAGGUUAUAAGGCCCGUGCGCGUGUCAGCUCUCUCGUGAGGCUGCCUGUGUCUGUGGUGCACUGGAGGACAGUAGGGUGCAGGGGAGAUGAAGGGGACUUGCUGCAGUGCUCUCGCUCUGUUUGGAAUGGAGGAGAGUGUGCUAACAGACAGGCUGCUGCAGUCACCUGCACACCAGUGGAGGCUGCAGUGUUUGUUCCGGUGCGUCUCUCUGGCGGAACGUCUGUGUAUGAAGGCCGUGUGGAAGUGUAUCACGCAGGGCAGUGGGGCACGGUAUGCGAUGACCAGUGGGAUGAUAACGACGCAGAGGUGGUCUGCAGACAGCUGGGACUUGGUGGUACAGCUCGAGCGUGGGUGAGGGCGUAUUUUGGCUCUGGUGUUGGUCGUAUGCUGCUGGAUGAAGUGAGCUGUACAGGAAAUGAGCUCUCUAUAGAGCAGUGUCCUAAAUCAGCCUGGGGGGAACACAACUGUGACCAUACAGAGGACGCUGGAGUCUCCUGUAUUCCCCUCACAGAUGGUUCAGUGCGGUUGGUGGGUGGAGCUGGUGGUUUUGAGGGCCGGCUGGAAGUUCACUACAGAGGCCAGUGGGGCACUGUGUGUGAUGAUGGCUGGACUGCCACCAACACGCAGGUCGUUUGUAGACAAAUGGGCUACAGGUCUGGACAGAGUGUAAGCCCAGAACAUUUUGGAGCACCGUCAGGGCCAAUCCUGCUGGACAAUGUGAGCUGCACAGGGAAAGAGCCCACGCUCACACACUGCAGCAGAACAGACUGGCUCAGACACGACUGCACACACGCGGAGGACGUGGCAAUAGCGUGCAGCCCUCAGCGCACCGGACACGGAGUCCCUACUAGUGUGCCCGUGCGGCUGGUGGGCGGAGAGAAUGAGAGAGAGGGGCGGGUGGAAAUCCUGGUCGCUGGCCAGUGGGGGACGAUCUGUGAUGAUGGAUGGACAGACCAGGAUGCGGAGGUGGUGUGCAGACAGCUGGGCUACAGUGGACUGGCCAAAGCUCGGGUCAUGGCGUAUUUUGGAGAAGGGGAGGGGCCUAUUCAUGUUGAUAAUGUGAAGUGCACUGGUAGCGAACGCUCACUGGCUGAUUGCAUCAAACAGCCGUUCGGAACCCAUAACUGUCGCCAUAGCGAAGAUGCUGGGGUAAUCUGUAACUAUGGGCAACUGGACAACUCUGCUGGGGUCAAAGAGGUAGCGAGCUCUGUGUGUGGUCUGAGGCCUGCACACACUCGUCAGAAGAGGAUCAUUGGUGGAGAAAACUCUCUACGGGGGGGCUGGCCGUGGCAGGCUGCCGUACGUCUGCGUGGGUCUCAGGCGGAUGGACGUUUGGUGUGUGGAGCCACUCUGAUCAACAGCUGCUGGGUCCUAACAUCCGCGCACUGCUUUAAGAGAUAUGGGAACAGUACCAGGAUGUAUAAGGUGCGAGUUGGAGACCACCACACGCUGGUCCCUGAAGAAAAUGAGGAAGAGUAUGGCGUGGACAGAAUCAUCCUACACCCACACUACCACCCCCAUAGCAACGACUACGAUCUGGCUCUGGUGCGUCUUGUGCGGCACGGAGGCUCCGGGGGUCCUGGGGGCCACGGUGGGGAGUGUGUGCGGCAGAGUCGCUCUGUGCUUCCUGUGUGUUUACCUGCACGGAGAGAGAGAGUGCCCAAAGGCUCGGCCAACUGCUUCAUCACCGGCUGGGGAGACACAGGCCGAGCAUACUCCAAAACCCUGCAGCAAGCGCCCAUCACCGUCCUGAGCAAACGACAGUGCGCGCGCCGCUAUGCUGGUCAGUUCACCAGCCGUAUGCUGUGUGCUGGCGCGGCUUUAGAUGAGCGCCGCGUGGACAGUUGCCGGGGUGACAGCGGGGGUCCGCUGGUGUGCGAGCGAGGGAGUGGUAGCUGGGUCUUGUACGGAGUCACGUCCUGGGGUCACUCGUGUCGACUGCAAGACGCUCCAGGCGUAUACACCAAAGUCUCCGCCUUUCUGCCCUGGAUCAAUAAGGUCACCAGCCAAUAGGGUGCAAGGAUUACCUGAGAAGCACGGCAGUGUUACUACUGACCAUAAGUAACUUUGUGCUGUGGUCAGAGAAAGUGAUGAAAAUGAUCAAAGCUUGACUGUGAUGAAAGGACUUUAUGGAAAAUGGUGCUUAUAACAAUGUUUUAACUCUGUUAGUUUUUAGGUGGUGCUCAGAUGUGAUGAACACAGCCUAAAUGUCCUCUUCCUUUCUUAAAGGAAUAGCCUGACCAAGCAUGCUAAUGUAGCUAACAAUGAAUGGAGGCUUGUUAGCGUGAUGUCAUUUGUAUGAUGCUAAUUGGUGAGUAUUCGCUUUCUUUCAAUUGCAGUGUUGGCCUUGUUGACUAAACGACUCCUUUAACGUUAUCUUUCGUUUAACUGCUAGCACUUCUGGGUUGUAGGGACCACUACGAAAAUAUGAAAUGGUGUAAAGUUUUAUGAAAAGGUACUUUUAUUCAUAGUUUCAAACAGAUCAAGAAGAUACCAUCGGCAGUUGACGGGACGAAGUCAUUUCCAGCAUUUUUGAACAGAAAAAGUACUGGAACGUUUUUCAGUAUCCCUCUCUCCAGGGAUUCAGUUGCCAUGUAGUUGCUAAUAAAUGGAUGACCUCACCUUACCGGCAACCUCUGCGAAAUCAUAAACUCUCCCCAGGAAAGAUGACAUCAUGUGUAGCUCUUGAGCUAUGUGUGAUGAGCUAAGGAUUCUGGGGGACUCACGGGGAGGGGGUUUGAUUCAUCUUGACAUAAGGUGGGGAAAAGUCCUGUACUUUACAAAAUGUAUGUCCUUGUGUAUCGACUCCAACUCACAGUUUGCACUAAAUUCUCGUUUGCCUGUAGACUUUGGAGCGUCUGGGCGAUGUAGGAGAACUGAGCACAAAACAGGUGUGAGUUAAAUGUAGACCUCUUUGUUUUAUUGAAAUAGUGGUGUGUAAAAUUAUUCACAAAGGCCUCAGUUGUUUUUUGCACCCAAAUUAUUCAAAACCAACUAAAUGGCCCAAUCUGUUUUAUUUUCUCUGUUUAAACUGUGUAAAUGAAGCAGAUGUGCAUCAGUGCAGAUUCUAAUCUAAAUCUCCAAAUGAAAUGAUUAAUGACACCCAAUGAUACUGAUGAUCACCCAACACAAGCACUGUCCAUAUUGUUGGGCAAAUAUAUCCUGUAUUCAGUUUACUUUGGUUGCAAACAUUGAAAAAAGAAAAGAAUAAUGUUGAGAAAUAUACAAUAAAAUGAAGUAAAUAAAGCAUUUUUACUUUCAUAGAAAAAUAGACUUAACAAACCGUUAUUUAAAUCUAAUAUAUAUACACAGUUGAGUCACAUUAUUAUGGAAGGCACUCUCAACUGAUUUGUGUAUGAAUCCAUCCUUGCCGAUCACGUACAUCCAUACAUGCCAAUUGUCUUCCCUGGGGCGGAUGGGAUCUUCCAGCAAGACAAUGGGACAAUGUCACACGGCUAGAAAUGUACGACAUUGGUUGGAAGAGCAUGGCCAAGACUUCCAAGUACUACCCUGGCCCCCUAAUUCCCCAGACUUGAACCCAAUUGAGCAUCUGUGGGACCACCUCGAUCGUCGUGUUCGCUCUAUGGAUCCUCCCCCACGCACCCUCCAGCAGCUGGGGGAUGCACUGCAGUCAGCAGUCCCAGCCUGUCUAGCUGCUGUUACACAGGGGUUACUCUGGAUAUUAGCUGGUGG